AUGUGCAGCACCCCAGCGACGCCGUGGGGCGAAAUGGCGUUCGCCAUCUUCCCUAACGAAUAUUUUCCGACAUUUGAGCAAUCUGAUGGCAUACCGCUGGACGAUUCUAUGAAUGGGCCCUAUCUAGAAGACGCUGGGAGAUCGAUAACGGAAGCCAUACGCGCCGGAGAGUUUGUUGAAGAUUCAGUCCUUAAUAACAAAUGGGAAAGAAUGAAGUCAAAACUGCGCGCGACGAUGGAGGUAGCUUAUCCCGAGCAAACAGAUGAGGAAGAGAUACUUCGGGGAGGUCCUCGAAUCUGGAAAGCUUUCGACCAAGUCCUCGAUGAGGCUGGGAAACCUCUUCGCGCAGACCCUAAAUAUGCACGGCGAAUGUCUGAGUCACCUCGUGUCCAGGCUGAACAGGGAAUAUGUCGCCUUAUCGUCUUCCUUGCGGUUGGGUUCCACAGACAGGACAUCCUCAGAUGGAUGCGAGAUGUUCUCUUGAGGGAAACCACUCAGGCUAUUUCUCAGUAUACCCCCCAGAACGACUACGAAUCCGUUGGCCCGGUGGAAUAG
Messenger RNA from Lindgomyces ingoldianus, 555 nucleotides. RefSeq lists its product as uncharacterized. Lineage: Eukaryota; Fungi; Ascomycota; Dothideomycetes; Pleosporales; Lindgomycetaceae. Bases 1 to 555 code for a protein of 184 amino acids. The transcript is spliced from 2 exons. The record is from RefSeq and is a predicted model, not a curated record.